AAUCUUGUUAGCCAAAAGAUUCACAAGAAUUAACAUUCAUAACUCUUUCAAAAUGAUUAUAUAAGCAACAUUCCCUCCUUUCUCAACAUUUCAUAGCAAAACAACACUUCCAAUAUUCAAACAAGUAACUAUAAGUAAAAAAGAAAUAUGGAACUCUUUUUCUGUUACUUCUUCUUAGGCUUUGUGUUCCUCGUCUUACUUUCACUUCAAAUUGCUUUCUACAAACACCAGUCCCUUUUCUCCUUUGCCAACCUCCCUCCAGGGAGGACAGGGUGGCCUAUCCUCGGCGAGACUCUAGAGUUCUUAUCCACCGGAUGGAGAGGCCACCCUGAGAAAUUUGUAUUUGACCGAAUGUUCAAAUACUCCCAAGAAUGCUUCAAGACAAGCAUUCUUGGGGAGCCUGUGGCUUUUGUUUGCGGCCCACCAGGUAACAAAUUCUUGUUCUCGAACGAGAACAAGUUUGUUACAACCUGGUGGCCGGAGGCCGUAAACAAAGUCUUCCCCACCUCCCUUCAAACAAACUCCAAAGAGGAGUCUAAGAAAAUGAGGAAACUCCUUCCUCAAUUUCUCAAGGCCGAGGCCUUACAAAGGUACGUCAGUAUCAUGGAUACCAUCGCUCAGAGACAUUUCGUCUCUGAGUGGGAAAACAAAGAGGACGUCUUUGUUUUCCCAUUAGCUAAAAGAUACACCUUUUGGCUCGCAUGCCGCCUUUUUCUUAGUGUCGAUGACCCAAACCAUAUAGCUCGUUUUGCUGACCCGUUUCACCUCCUGGUUUCCGGGGUCAUAUCUAUUCCGGUUAAUCUUCCUGGAACGCCAUUUAACAAGGCGAUUAAGGCAGCCGAGUUUAUAAGGAAGGAGCUUAGAUUGAUCAUUAACCAGAGGAAGGUUGAUUUAGCAGAGAAAAAAGCAACAACCACCCAAGAUAUAUUGUCACAUAUGCUAACUAUAACAGAUGAAAAUGGGCAGAAUAUGAGUGAAAUGGAUAUUGCAGAUAAAAUUCUGGGCUUGUUGAUUGGUGGGCAUGAUACUGCUAGUAUUGUCAUUUCCUUCAUUGUCAAAUAUCUUGCUGAACUUCCUCACGUAUAUAAUGCAGUAUAUGAAGAGCAAAUGGAGAUUGCAAAAUCGAAAGUGCCAGGGGAGUUGUUGACUUGGGAGGAUAUUCAAAAGAUGAAGUACUCAUGGAAUGUGGCUUGUGAAGUAAUGAGGUUAAUACCUCCAUUACAAGGAGCUUUUAGAGAAGCUAUGACUGACUUUAUGUAUGCUGGUUUUACCAUUCCUAAGGGCUGGAAGUUGUACUGGAGUGCAUAUUCGACUCACCGAAACCCACAAUAUUUCACGGACCCGGAAAAGUUUGACCCGAGCAGGUUCGACGGCAGUGGGCCAGCACCAUACACGUACGUGCCAUUUGGGGGAGGGCCUCGGAUGUGCCCUGGCAAGGAGUAUGCACGGUUGGAGAUACUAGUGUUUAUGCACAAUGUGGUGAAGAGAUAUAGGUGGGAGAAACUAAUUCCGGAUGAGAAAAUAAUAGCUGAUCCUUUUCCUAUGCCAGCAAAAGGGCUGCCUAUCCGACUCAUUCCAUAUAUAUAAUGCGGGAAAAUAGAUUGUCAAUGAAGUCGUUAGUUGCUUCAAAUCAAAGAAUGUUUUUAAAUCAACCAACUUAAUUGUUAUCGGUCAUAUAGGUUUGUGAUGAAUUAUUUUUUAUUCAUAUUAUUAGUUGUUUGAUGUUUCUAUUAAGUGAUUUCAUGUAAUAGAUGAUAUGGAUAUUAAAUUACCUUGUUAAUCCGUAUGUUAUGAAAUCAUAAAACUACCUGCUCCGGAAAGUCCCCAUCUUCCAUUUGUGAGUUAAUUAGGAGUCUCAUUCCUCGUUCUAUAGGCGUUGGAUCCACAUCUCCCUGUUCAUUUCAGAAAUUAAUUCAAAUAAA
This is a messenger RNA of Spinacia oleracea (spinach), 1922 nucleotides long. Its product is annotated as beta-amyrin 28-monooxygenase-like. Gene Ontology annotation, biological process: sterol metabolic process. Lineage: Eukaryota; Viridiplantae; Streptophyta; Magnoliopsida; Caryophyllales; Amaranthaceae. Gene Ontology annotation, molecular function: monooxygenase activity; heme binding; iron ion binding. The transcript is spliced from 3 exons. Bases 148 to 1587 code for a protein of 479 amino acids. The record is from RefSeq and is a predicted model, not a curated record.